Molecule: messenger RNA, 1335 nt
Organism: Dichotomopilus funicola
Lineage: Eukaryota; Fungi; Ascomycota; Sordariomycetes; Sordariales; Chaetomiaceae
Product: elongation factor Tu, mitochondrial
Exons: 3
Coding region: 1-1335 (444 amino acids)
Biological process (GO): mitochondrial translational elongation
Cellular component (GO): mitochondrion
Molecular function (GO): GTP binding; GTPase activity; translation elongation factor activity
Source: RefSeq, a predicted model, not a curated record
AUGCCUGCUUCGCUGCGGACUUUUGCACCGCUUCUGCGGACGGCGCGCCUUUCACUCCGCCAGACCCAGAGCCCGCUGGUGUCGCUCCAGCGCGAGACAAGGACCCCGGUGCUCAACUUCGCCCGCACAUACGCCGCCGUCUUCGAGCGCAACAAGCCUCACGUCAACAUCGGCACAAUUGGUCACGUCGAUCACGGAAAGACAACCCUUUCCGCCGCCAUCACCAAGAGGCAAGCCGACAAAGGCCUUGCUAACUACCUCGACUAUGGCUCUAUCGACAAGGCUCCCGAGGAGCGCAAGCGUGGUAUCACCAUCUCGACUUCCCACAUCGAGUACGCCACCGAGAACAGGCACUACUCCCACGUCGACUGCCCCGGUCACGCCGAUUACAUCAAGAACAUGAUUACUGGUGCCGCCUCCAUGGACGGUGCGAUCAUUGUCGUCGCCGCCUCCGAUGGUCAGAUGCCCCAGACCCGUGAGCACUUGCUCCUGGCCCGCCAGGUCGGUGUCCAGAAGAUCGUCGUGUUCGUCAACAAGGUCGACGCCCUCGAGGAUGCCGAGAUGUUGGAACUUGUCGAGAUGGAGAUGCGUGAGCUGCUCACUUCGUACGGCUUCGACGGUGACAACACCCCUGUCGUCCUUGGUUCCGCCUUGUGCGCCCUCGAGAACAAGCGCCCCGAAAUCGGUGUGGAGAAGAUCGACGAGCUGAUGAAGGCCGUCGACGAGUGGAUCCCCACCCCCGAGCGUGAGACCGACAAGCCCUUCCUUCUCUCCGUCGAGGACGUCUUCUCGAUCGGUGGCCGUGGUACCGUCGUGUCGGGCCGUGUCGAGCGUGGUACCCUGAAGCGGGAUGCCGACGUCGAGAUUAUCGGCAAGGCCACCGAGGUCAUCAAGACCAAGGUCACCGAUAUCGAGACCUUCAAGAAGUCGUGCGAGGAGUCGCGCGCUGGUGACAACUCGGGUCUCCUCCUCCGUGGUAUCCGCCGCGAGGAUGUCCGCCGUGGCAUGGUCGUUGCCGCCCCCGGCACCGUCAAGGCCCACAAGAAGUUCCUUGUUUCGCUCUACGCGCUGACCAAGGAGGAAGGCGGCCGCCACACCGGCUUCCAGCAAAACUACCGCCCCCAGAUGUUCAUCCGCUCCGCCGACGAGGCCUGCACGCUCACUUUCCCCGAGGGCACCGCCGAUGCCCACGACAAGAUGGUCAUGCCCGGCGACAACGUCGAGAUGGUCGCCGAGAUCCACCACCCCAUCGCCAUCGAGGCGGGUAUGCGCAUCACCAUCCGCGAGGGUGGCCGCACCGUUGGCACUGGGCUGGUUACCCGUAUCAUCGAGUAA